Messenger RNA from Echinococcus granulosus, 357 nucleotides. RefSeq lists its product as hypothetical. The transcript has 3 exons. Bases 1 to 357 code for a protein of 118 amino acids. The record is from RefSeq and is a predicted model, not a curated record. NCBI's taxonomy places the organism in Eukaryota, Metazoa, Platyhelminthes, Cestoda, Cyclophyllidea, Taeniidae.
AUGGAUAUUAAAGCUACUAAAUUCCUUACUCUUCUCCACGACUCGUGUGUACGGGUGGAAUUAUUCACAUGGUUAAACUGGGUCCUUCAUGAUUUUAUUACUCAUCCACCGCUCUUCGAUUUUCGUUUCGCCAGUAGGGACAGUGCCAAGGUGGAUGUUGCCGUGGGCCUCAGGGACCGCGCCGACGUUUCUCCCAACGCUCACGUUCGUGUGCUCUCCACCGUCCUUUACGUGGUCGACCUCGGUGGAAAUGUGAAGGAGUCCAUCUUCGGCGAUGAGCUGCGUCGGCACUGGGUUCGCCGUGCCCGGGGCCGCAUAAUCACGGAGCCUUUCCUUGAGAUGAUUGGCAUCCCCUAG